AUGGACGUAUUUAGGGAUGUCGCCAUCUACAAGGAGAAGAUUGCUCAGGAACUCCAAGGCUUGGCUGAUGGUGAGAAGCUCGCUGAACUUAUUGACGCCAGCAAGAAGGUUGAGGUCGUGCUCCUGGGACAGAUGAGGAGCUACAUGGCUGACCUGUUCGAAUGCCUUUCCUGGCGCUAUGCGAGCAUGCAGGAAGUCGAGAAAAAGAGGCAAUUUCUGAUGGCAGCCUGUGAAGAGCAGCUAGUGGUGCUCAAGCGAGACUUCUUCCCUUCUCUGGCCAAAGAGCAUGGGAUUGCUCAGGAGUACACAGCGCAGUGCAAGGUGCCAGUCAGCCUGAAUUCACUGCCGAUGACUACGUCCAACUUUGCAUCAAAACAGCUCACAAUUUUUUACGCUGCACAGGAUCGGACAGCACACACCAUCGAUGACUACAAGCAGCUGGCAGAUUUGGAAUUUGCCCUCAUAGAAAAGUCGCAGAGGGUCCGCGCGGCCUACAUUGAGUCAGAGAAGCUCGUCAAGCACUGCCUCAGCCAGAGCCACAAGUCUUGGAAUGACCUGUCGCGCGCCAGCCUACGCAGACCGCUCGGGUCCAGAGCAAGCAACCAACCCUCCCGCGCCCGGGGCAUGUCCCUAUCCGACGAGCCUCUCGGAGGGGACAACAUAAUCACGGUGUACGAGCGGGCGAUGGCGCAGGUGUGGCUGCGGCUGGAAGCUAUUGCGCAGCAGCACGGCGUUGCAGAUGCCCUGCAGAUGCUCAUAAGGAUGGACCGGGCGGCCUCGCACCCUAUGAAUUUCAGUGAGGUGGCGACGGCCCUCAAGACAGUGUCAAGCGCGCUGGACUCCGGGGCCACCCCAGAGGCAGCGCAGCAGCAGGCGCAGCAAAACUUGGGCCGCAGUGGAGGGCUAACACCUUCAGCCAGCGCGCCUGUCAGCACUUCCAAGGUGUGGAGGGAACGCUCAGAGCAGAGUGUUGGUCUGGCGGGGGGCCUGCCCUGUACUGAGCUAUAA
This is a messenger RNA of Coccomyxa subellipsoidea C-169, 1008 nucleotides long. RefSeq lists its product as hypothetical. The record is from RefSeq and is a predicted model, not a curated record. The transcript is spliced from 7 exons. Bases 1 to 1008 code for a protein of 335 amino acids. NCBI's taxonomy places the organism in Eukaryota, Viridiplantae, Chlorophyta, Trebouxiophyceae, Coccomyxaceae.